GGAGCUGAGAACUAAUUCCUCGUCCUCGGCCACUGCCCCGCCCCAUCCGGCUCCGUGACGGGCAUUCCGCGGCCUCCAAUCGGAGGUCCUGUUGGGAGGAGCUGCAGGGCCAGUUUAUUUUGGCGGUUCAAUUUCAACAUGGCUGAGGUGAGCCGAGAUAGCGAGGCUGCGGAAAGGGGGCCUGAGGGCUCCUCUCCGGAAGCUGUGCCAGGGGACGCGACCAUCCCCAGGGUGAAACUCCUGGACGCCAUAGUAGACACUUUCCUCCAGAAGCUAGUCGCCGACAGGAGCUACGAGAGGUUCACCACCUGCUACAAACACUUCCACCAGUUGAACCCUGAGGUGACGCAGAGGAUCUAUGACAAGUUUGUGGCUCAGUUGCAGACAUCCAUCCGCGAGGAAAUCUCAGAAAUCAAAGAGGAGGGGAACCUAGAAGCUGUCCUGAACUCCCUGGAUAAGAUCAUAGAAGAAGGCAGAGAGCGCGGAGAGCCAGCCUGGCGACCCAGUGGAAUCCCAGAGAAAGACCUGUGUAGUGUCAUGGCACCCUACUUCCUGAAGCAACAGGAUACCCUGUGUCAUCAAGUACGGAAACAGGAAGCCAAGAACCAGGAACUGGCCGACGCUGUCCUGGCCGGGCGCAGGCAGGUGGAGGAGCUGCAGCAGCAGGUUCGGGCCCUCCAGCAAACAUGGCAGCAGAGUCACUCGGCACCUUUGCUGGUACCUGUGAGGUUGGCUCCUCCAUGCCUGUGCUGAAGUCCAGUCUUGGCUCACGUUCCUGUGCAGCUGCGAGGCUCUACACAGAGAGCAGAGGGAGCUGCUGUCAGUGCUGAGGGCGCCUGAGUGAACAGCUGCUGGGCUCAGCCCUCUAGAGCGCCUGUGGAGGCAGUUUCCAGGCAGUAAUGGAGUCCCCACCACCGCUUAGGUUCUGCUGGGGUCACACUGCCUUCAGAUUCCUGCCGCCAUCUUCUGCCUGCAGGAUUGGGACUCCCACCCUGGCAUCAGACACCAGGCUUUGUCUUCUGGAGUUGCAGCCAGCGCUGCCCCAUGCCCUUCUGAUCCUCCCCCUCUCCCACCGCCCUCCCUGGAUAGGAUUUGGGCAGGGUUUCAGUCUCCACUGAUUGCCGCCUUGUUCUCCCUGACUGAUUGCUGCCUUGCUGGCUAGCCCAAGGGCCCUGCCAUGUUCUCCCCACAUCCGUAAAUAAACUUCCUUUCCCACACUGUCA
Molecule: messenger RNA, 1223 nt
Organism: Mus musculus (house mouse)
Lineage: Eukaryota; Metazoa; Chordata; Mammalia; Rodentia; Muridae
Gene: Pmf1
Product: polyamine-modulated factor 1
Exons: 6
Coding region: 139-753 (204 amino acids)
Biological process (GO): chromosome segregation; positive regulation of DNA-templated transcription
Cellular component (GO): MIS12/MIND type complex; outer kinetochore; kinetochore
Molecular function (GO): transcription coactivator activity; leucine zipper domain binding
Source: RefSeq, a predicted model, not a curated record